Messenger RNA from Sphaerodactylus townsendi, 8276 nucleotides. It is a transcript of the gene BOD1L1, whose product is annotated as biorientation of chromosomes in cell division 1 like 1. The transcript has 18 exons. The record is from RefSeq and is a predicted model, not a curated record. Lineage: Eukaryota; Metazoa; Chordata; Lepidosauria; Squamata; Sphaerodactylidae.
GACCGAGGGGAGGAGCGGGGGCCGCCGCGACCGCUGCUCGGUAACCAGCCGCCGCCGCCGCCAUGUCGAGCAGCGGGGGCGCCGCCGCCGCCGCCGCCACCCCCCCGGCAGUCUCCCCCCCUGCCCAGCCGCCCCCGCCGCCUCCUCCCCCGCCGCCUCCGCCGCCCCCUCAGCCCCAGCCGCCCCCGCCGCCGCCCGGCACCUCGCCCGGACCCCCCGCCGCCGCCGCCGAGCCGGAGCUGGUCUCGCUCAUUCUCAGCCGCCUCAAGAGCCAGGGCCUCUUCGACCAGUUCCGCCGCGACUGCCUGGCCGACGUCGACACCAAGCCUGCUUACCAGAAUUUACGGCAGCGGGUUGACAACUUUGUUUCCAACCAUCUAGCAACUCACACAUGGAGCCCUCACCUGAACAAGAACCAGCUGCGGAAUAAUAUCAGACAACAGGUUCUCAAGUCUGGGAUGUUGGAAUCUGGGAUUGACCGAAUCAUUUCUCAAGUUGUGGAUCCAAAGAUCAACCACAUCUUCAGGCCACAGGUUGAAAAAGCUGUCCACGAGUUCUUAGCCACGUUAAAUCAUAAAGAGGAAACCAGUCCUAGCACAGCACAGCCUGAGGAGAAACCAGAUGCUUCUCUUGCCACACAAGGUGUUUCUGCUGCCACCCCCAAUGCAAGCGUGGCCAGCGAUGCCAUGUCUAUUUUGGAAACAAUCACUUCUCUCAACCAAGAGGCCAGUGCCGCCAGGGCUUCCACCGAGAUAAUGAAUUCCAAGGCUCCUGACAGAACCUCAAGAAAACUCUCAUCUCAGCAGAGUGUAGACGGUGGGAUUGAGCGAGAGCGAAAUUCAGAAGAUUUGCUGGAUGGGGAGAAACUGUGCAACUCUGCCGAAGAAAGUGCUGACAUAGUAACCAAUGGGGAAGAGGUAAAUAGCUUCUCUUCAGCUGAAGAAGGAAAAAUUGUGCCAAAAGAAGUGCCUGGUUUGAUUAACCCAAGCAAGGAUGUUGUGCAGGAAGGGGAAGAGCCGAAGAGCAGACUGGCAGACAGGAAGCCAGAGAGCUCCGAGAAAGGAGAGAGAAAGAAAGAGAAAAAGGAGAAACUGGACAAGAAGUCAGACCACUUGAAAAAGAACGAUGACAUUCUGAAAACGAGAGAAGAAAAGGCAGCAAAAGAGACAGAACUGAGCAAACAUUCAACUGGGGAAAAGAACAGCAGUAAACACAGAGCCACCGAGAGUACAAAAGACCUAUUGGAAGAUUCUGAUACGGAGAUACUCAGUGAUAUCACAGUGAGCUCGGUGCACACCAGUGACCUGUCUUCCUUUGAAGAAGAGAGCGAAGAAGAGCUUGUGCUUUCUGACAGCACAGAAGAAGGAGAGAUUGUUUCUGAUGAUGAAGAAGAGGAACACGAUCAAAUUAAAACAAGACCAGAGACUGGUGAUCCCAGUGAUAAAAAAACAAAAUCUGGGCGACACUCUUACGUCCACAAGCCUUAUCUUUACUCCAAAUACUAUAGUGAUUCUGACGAUGAGCGGACUGUGGAGCAACGCCGCCAAUCUGUUGCUAAAGAGAAGGAAGAGAGGCUUUUAAGAAGACAGCUUAACAGAGAGAAACUGGAAGAAAGGCGGAAGCAGAAAGCUGCAGAAAAAACAAGAACUCUGAAAACAGGAAACCAAGGUAAAAGCAGUCAAAAUGUGGAAGAGUCUUUGAGCAGAGGCCUUGAUUUAAAAGCCGGUGGUGCCAGCAUUAAAGAUGUACUGAAAGAAAAGAGGUUUUUAGAAAAGAAGGUGGCACUAAGCAGGAAAAGGAGGAGGGAGUCAAGACAUAAUGAUGAAGGUGGGAAGAAGAAAUAUGAACAGCCGGAGGAAGAUAUCAAAGAACCCCAAAAAACAAAUGAAAGUGGAGAAAAGCUAUCCUCAAAGGAAGCGAAGGCGACUCCAGGCAAAACUGAAACGCAUAAACUCGUUCGAAGACUUUCAGAGUCCGUUCACGCCACUGAAGAAAGCCGAAAUGAUAUCAAAGUGGAGAGAGAGCACAAAAGGAAAACUUCUACCAGUCUUCAACUGGACGGUGCCCAACAUGACACAGAAGUCAAGGAUCCGAAGCCUCACAGUGACAGGGCAGAGGCCAACCAGGAGGAAUUUCAGAAGCAGAAAAAUAUACUCAAAAAUGAAAAACAUAUUAAAAAGGAAGAUUCGGAACCACCAAAUUCCAAAAGUGCACUCAAGAAAGAUAUUAGGUUGUCAAAAGAGAAAAAUGAAAAAGAAAGGACUGUUUCUGAAGACAAACCGUUAACAAAACAUAAAUAUAAGGGAGAUGGUAUUCAUAGAACAGGUGAGGAGGCAGAAAAUCUGUCGUCUGAGAAAAGUCUCAAAGGCGAGGAGAGUGUUCAGAAACAUAAUCAGCUGACCAAAACUCUGUCAGGUGAACAGAAGAAUAAGCACAGAAGUGAAAGGAAAGCAUCGGCAAGCAGCAAAGAAGUAAAAAAUGUUUCGGAGCCUGCUUCCAAAAAUGAAGAAGGUUCACAUAAAGAGAAUAACAGGAAAUAUAGACAUAUUUCUACAGAAAAAUCAAGAGGAGAACACAAGUGCAAAAAGUCUUCAAGUGAUUCUAGGCCUCAGAAGGAGUCGCAGAGUGCAUCAAAGACACACAGUUCUGCAACAUCAAGGAGAAGUGGAAGUUGUUUAGAAGAUAAGGAUCGACAUGAUACAGCAUCCGUUAAUCUAGAUAGUGCUUUAAGACAAGGUGAUAGUGUUCACAAAGACAGGCGAAAAUCAAAAAGUAUCUUAGAAGAAAGGCUGUCGAUGAAGUCUAAAUUCAAGAGUCAUAGCAAACAAGCCAAAAAACCAGAAAGUGAAUUGCCAGAAAGUUCUUCCAAGCAUGAAUCUGGGCAGAAAUCAGAAAAAGAAAAGAAUGCAGAAGAAAUUGAUUUAGAUAAGCAUUAUAAGGUCAAAGAGAGGUAAAGAGUAAAAGAGUUUUAAGGAAAGGGGACAGUUCUAUGGAAUUGGAAGUCACAAAGAAAUUGAGUGUGCCUAAUCGUGCUUAGCAGUUCACAAAAAGAUUCUGGUCACAGGGUUAAGCUGCAGUUGGCGGAAAAACUGUCUACAAAAGAGAAAACGAAAAGCGAAAGGGAUUCCAGCAGUUCCAGGCUGGAAAGAAAGUUGUCCACAGAAGGUCACAAAACCAAAAGUUUGAAGCAUAGUAGUAAGGAAAUUAGAAAGCGAGAUGAAGAAAACAAGGCCGAAGACAGAGGUGUAAAACAGACAGUCGGUCAUGCCAGGGUGCCAGAAAACAGUCAGCUGGCCGAUAAAAAAGCUAGCAAAAGGUUUGCAGGGGAAAACAGAAAAGGCAUUUUGUCUUCCCAAGACACGGAUAUGGGAGAAGAAAAAACACCGGCAGUUAGAUCUGCAGGCAUCUCUUUCCCGGUUUCUCAGAAUGUGGUCUGUGACACGUUACAUUCUGAACAAAGCCAAGAAUCAACGGACACUGAAUUGCAACGAACGCUCAGUGAAUCAUGUCAUCAGACGUCUCCAGCAGAAGAAAAAAGCAGUCAUGAUUCCCAAGAGACUAAAUUUAAAAAUACAGCCAAAGAACAAACACAUCAUAACUCAGUGUACGUAUGUAAUAAAUCAGAAAAUUCCAAAGAAAGAACAUCUGGACUUUCCCUUUCAAGUCACAUUAACUCAGAGCAAAAAGAUAAAAAUGCUUCCAAAAAGGAAGAGGGCGAACCAAGGGAUAGAAAUGAUCAUGCUCUGAACAGUGUGGGACCUAUUAAGCGGGAUCCAUAUCAUGUGAUUGCUUGUGAGACGAGUGAUCAGAUCUCACUUUCUUCUCACAAGGACAAGGAAAAGUUAAACAUCCAAGGGACGUCUGAGGAUCUUGCAGCACUGAACACUUCUAAAAAUAUAGUUGAUCCACUAAUGAGAUCCUCAAGAGAGGAGGCUAACAACCUUGCAGAAAUCACAAACCCCUUGGUUAGAGUAUCUAUGGAGGAAUCUUUAAAUUUAGAUACACCUUCUGCUGUUUCUGACAAUAAAACAGAGGAUGCUGUUAAAAUAGAACAACAUGGUGCUGUUACACAUGCCAGUAAUGUGGAUGGAGGCACAGUAAAUGACAUCCCCAUGAAUAGCAAAGGCGAAGCUUCUUCUUUAAGUGGCGAGCAAGCAGUUGAAGAGAAUGCAAACAUUCAGGAGAGCGUUGUGCAAGGAAGCACCAGAAGUGUGACACAGAACAACCGCCUGACUGACCUGAUGAUCAUUGGUGGGUGUAUACAUACAGAUGAAUCUGAGCCAGCCAUCUUGGAGAAAGCUGAAAGAGAGAAUCCAAGUGAAGGUUCUUCUGGAAAAGAAGACACGCCUGCUACAGAAUGCAAAGACCAAACAGAGGAGCAGGGCAGUGCUGGCGCCGUAACAGAAUCCUCCUCGGGAAAGAACAUUGCAAAAGGAGGGGGUGCCAACGCAGGAGGAUUCGCUGAUGAUAAAAACGAAACCAAUGUAGUAGGCAGCAGCGUAGGGGGAGGAAGUUAUGACACUAGCCACAGUAUGGAGACUUCUGAUGCAACCAUGAUAGGAACUAGCACAGAGAGAAGUACCGGAAGCUUGGUGACAGCCACUAGUAUGGGAGAGAGCCGAGGUGAAGGGAGCUCAUCUGUAAAUUUGCAAAGGGAAGGCGACGCCGUUAUUUCUUGUUCCGAGGAAAAAGGGAAGGCGACUUUGAUCUGUACAAGCAUAGAAGCAGAUGAAGGUUUCCAUGGGGGGGUCUGGGCCGAAAACAAGCAGGGGCCCCGUUUUGUAACCGAAAAGGACUAUGGCGAAUGUACCGUCACCGCCGCUGAAGAAAGUGGCGCUGGCGUUACGGAAGGGCUUGCGGCCUGUGAAAGUUCCUCAACUAGCACGAAGGAGGAAGACGGGGACGAGUGCACUGCAAAUUACGCUGAAGAAAGCGGUCAACAGUUGAGCAACAAUGGCGGCAUGGGACUCCAGCAAAACCUGGAUAACGUUGAAACCGAAGAGAAAGACGAUGCCGUGACCAGCGCAGGGUCUGAAGGAAGAUGCACGGCAUCCGCCUCUCGCGGUACAAGCCGUUUUGACAGUGCCACUACCUGUGUUAGUGAGGUAGAAGGAGACGGCGCCGUGACCAGUGCAGGCACUGCUGAUCGGAAUGGCUCUCUGCAUGGUGAAAGUCCAGAUGAAUUUCAAACAACUGCAGGUGGGACCGGACAAGUUAAAGCAGUGGAAGGUGCCGUGACUUGUACCGGUGCAGCAAGAGGAGGUCUCGGCUUUGCUAUCUGCUCUGUCACUGGUACAGACUCUCCAGGAGACAACGCUGUGACUGAAGCGUGCGCCAGAUUGGAGGCCAGUAAUACCGUGACUGGCACCCAUGCCGACAAGAGCGAGGACGUCGUGUAUGGCGAAAGUGCCGUCACCAGCACCGGCAUAACAGCAGAAGAUGACCCUGAAGCUGCAGCUGCUUGUCCUGGCUUGGAGGACAGCAACGAAGGUUUCUCCGUUUCUUUAAGCAUGCAAGAAAAAUACGAGCAGGCUACAGACAGCACCGAAGCCGCAGCCGAAACAAACGUCACGGAGGUUAGCCGAGGUUCCUGCGACGACGAAGGGUUUGUGACCAGCACCGGGGCAAAGGAAGACGACGAAGAAGGUGAAGACUUUGUUACCAGCACCGGAAGAGGUAACGAAGAACUGGAUCAUGCCUCGGCCUUCACAGGAACCGAAGCGGCUGAAAGGUCCUCACUUUGUGUCGGAGAUGCAGAAAGUGGAAACUCCUCCAUCUGCCGAGCUACAAGCCAGCUUGGGACAGAGCUGGGGAUGCUGGCCACCGACGCUGGUAAAGGCACGGUGGACAGCCUGACUAGUUUCGGAGAAGAAACCAAAGGGGGCAGCGGCAACCACAGCACCAAGGGAAUUGUUGAAAGUAGCACCACCACUGUCGGCUCGGGCAAUGAAAAUGUUAUGGGCUUCAUCAUAGAGAAAGAGGAAACAUCUGCAAAUACAGAGAAGUAUGAAAUUGGCACAAUCAGUGAAACUUUGGAACAAAGUACAGGCCCGCCUUCUGCUACAGAAGAGAAGAAUGAGGACGCCACGUCUUAUUUAGACAAUAAGAAAUGUGACGGCCUGGCCUUUAGAAUGGAAGAAGCUGUCCCUUCGGCUUCUGAAGACGAUGAAGUUGAAGCAGAGACCAUCUCUACAAGUGUUGUCAAAGUAUGUCCUUUGCCUCCACGUUGUUCUUCCGAGCACACGGAGCAAGCCUCUGCAGAAAACUCUGACCAGACCACAAGAAUAAGUGGAGAAGAAUUUGAGGCCCCGAUGCCGAGCACAGCUGUCGACCGUUGUCUGAGUCAAGGUGGAGCUAUUACGCCAAGUAAAGUUUCCACGAGUGUGUUGGAAGAAUUUGAAGCCCCGAUGCCUAGUGCAACCGUGGAAGCAAGAGGGAGUCAGUUUGCUACUGGGCGAGCCGUAGAAAUGACCUCCACCAAUGUGGAAGUGCACGCGGUUCCUGCACCCAGCGCAUCCAGGGGAGAAGCGAACAAAAGCUGCACAGCAGACCAGAGCCAGGAGGAAAGAGAUGAGUGCACUGUAAUUUCCACAAGCAUUAAUGAAGAGCUGGAGGUUCCUCUUUCUCACACAGACACAGAAGACUUGAUUCCACCCUUUGCCUUCGGUUUGGAACACCCUGCCCACACGGCCGUGAUCUCAACAAGUUCCGCAGAACAUUUGGAACUCUCUUUGUCUCCUGCAGCCACCCAAGAACUGAAUUCAGUUUCCGAUUCAAGGACUGAAAGAAGGCUGGAGUCCUUCAGCAUUUCCACAAGUGCAGCAGAAGGAGCGCUGAUGCUGGCAAAAGUUGGAGAAAAAGGGGAUAGUACCAUAGUCUGUUCAGACGCAACAGAAGAAGGCAAAGCUGUUCAGUCCAGCGAUGCCACUGGCCAGGAAUCUGAACUGGCUGUUCAAAGCACCUCCAGAAUCACCCACGGUGCUACAGUUUUUGUUGAAGAGGAGACAAAAUGUGAUGCCCCUGGACAAAAUGUUGCCGUCGUAAAACAUGAUCCGCAGUUGGUUGCCUUGAGUAUAGAGAAUCCAGAGGUCGUUGCAACAGUUGCUGCCAGAGUGGUGGAAGAAUGCGACAGUGCCUCCAACAUCCCUGCCUUAGAGGAGACUCCACUUGCUCCUGAAAGCAUAGAAGUGGAUGAGGAGAGGAGCGUUGCGUGCGCUGAAGCCAGUGACCAUUCCGUCUCUUCAGCCCCAGAAGAAAGCAAGGAUGUUUCAGCUGUGCUUUGUGAAGGAAGUCUGAAUUUCUCCCAGGAGGAACCCGAGGUUGCUUUGACGGGUGAAUCGGCAGCAUUUGAGACCACAGAGGACACCAAAAAAUCUGAAACAAUUGCAAAUAUAGAGAAAUCCUCUAGCGGAGAAGAUCUCCUUACAGAAAUAUGCUUGGAUGACAGUCCAUCUGCUGAAAUCUCAGUGCUCGUCCAAGAGGGUGUGCUGCGUAAUGAAGUCACCUCAAGCCCUUGUGAUCUCCGGACGGAACAAGAAACAGGAGAUAAUAAACGAGUGACAGACAAUAUUAAUCAUGAUUCAGUAUUAAAAACUGACCUUUCUGGGAAAAGGGACUUCCCCAAGGGGGAAUAUUUGACACCUUUACUUUAUGAACCAGGGAGUGAUUCUGAGAACGGAGCUCUCACCGGAGAAAUGGAACUGUGCGCGCCCCGUCGUUCAGCUGACGUUGAAGCCCAAGUGGGAGAUGAUUGUGACGUGGAAACUGCUUUUCAAGAAAGUAUAGAACAGCAUUCUGACAAUGAAGAAGUUCUUCCUGUUGUGCCUGAAGAGCAGGAACUACAGUCUCAAUUGAUGGCUGAUGAGGAGCGUCCAUGCAAGAGCCCGAUGAAAGAAAAUCAGCAGGAAGAGAAUCAUAAAGCACCUGACGCUUCAGAUUCCAUCAUUGUAACAGAAGCAAUGAAAGUCCAGUUUCCUGAGGAAAAGUCGCUUGAGUUACAGGUAGAAAUAUCUGGUCAGGAGGAAGAAACACGAGACCGCCUUCCAGCUACGGGACAGGGAGAUUCAGAUGGUAGCUCAGAGCCUCAGACGUUGGAAGAGAAAGCUGAAGCGAGCCAGAGUAUCGAAGCCGAGCAGCCAGCUGAGGCAGCUUGUGAGGAAGCCAUAACUUCACGGUCGCAGCCCACCAAGCGUAAAAGGGAAGGCAGUCCCCCAGGGUCGCUGAAGAAGGGUCACCUGCGGACCGAGGAGGCGGCGGCCAAGAAGGCAAAGCGGUAG